UCUGCUGACAAGCCCCUCCAUAAAGUGCAGACAUGGCCUCUGCAGACUCGGAGAUGGCUGUCUUUGGGGAGGCAGCUCCUUACCUGCGAAAGUCAGAAAAGGAGAGAAUCGAGGCCCAGAACAAGCCUUUCGAUGCCAAGUCAUCAGUCUUUGUGGUGCAUCCUAAGGAAUCCUUUGUGAAAGGAACAAUUCAGAGCAGGGAAUCAGGGAAGGUCACUGUCAAGACUGAAGGUGGAGAGACCCUGACCGUGAAGGAAGAUCAAAUCUUCUCCAUGAACCCUCCCAAGUACGAUAAAAUCGAGGACAUGGCCAUGAUGACCCACCUCCACGAACCCGCUGUGCUGUACAACCUCAAAGAGCGUUAUGCAGCCUGGAUGAUCUACACCUACUCGGGUCUCUUCUGUGUCACUGUCAACCCCUACAAGUGGCUGCCGGUGUACAACCCAGAGGUGGUGUUGGCCUACCGAGGCAAGAAGCGCCAGGAGGCCCCUCCACACAUCUUCUCCAUCUCUGACAACGCCUAUCAGUUCAUGCUGACUGAUCGCGAGAACCAGUCGAUCCUGAUCACUGGAGAAUCCGGUGCAGGGAAGACUGUGAACACAAAGCGUGUCAUCCAGUACUUUGCAACAAUUGCAGCCAGUGGGGAGAAGAAGAAGGAGGAGCAGCAGUCAGGCAAAAUGCAGGGAACGCUUGAGGAUCAAAUCAUCAGCGCCAACCCACUGCUGGAGGCUUUUGGAAAUGCCAAGACCGUGAGGAACGACAACUCCUCACGCUUUGGCAAAUUCAUCAGAAUUCACUUCGGUGCCACAGGAAAACUAGCUUCUGCUGAUAUUGAAACAUAUCUGCUGGAGAAGUCCAGAGUCACUUUCCAGCUCAAGGCAGAAAGAAGCUACCACAUAUUUUAUCAGAUCAUGUCCAACAAGAAGCCAGAGCUAAUAGACAUGCUCCUCAUCACCACCAACCCAUAUGACUAUCACUUUGUGAGUCAAGGUGAGAUCACUGUUGCCAGCAUUAAUGACCAGGAGGAGCUGAUGGCUACAGAUAGUGCCAUUGACAUCCUGGGCUUCACUGCUGAUGAGAAAACAGCCAUUUACAAGCUGACAGGGGCUGUCAUGCACUAUGGGAACCUGAAGUUCAAACAGAAACAACGAGAGGAGCAGGCAGAGCCCGAUGGCACAGAAGUUGCUGACAAAGCUGCCUACUUGAUGGGUCUGAACUCAGCUGACCUGCUCAAAGCCCUCUGCUACCCCCGAGUCAAGGUUGGGAAUGAAUAUGUGACCAAAGGUCAAACUGUGCAGCAGGUGAACAAUUCAGUGGGUGCUCUUGCAAAGGCUGUCUAUGAGAAGAUGUUUUUGUGGAUGGUUGUUCGUAUCAACCAACAGCUGGAUACCAAGCAGCCCAGACAGUACUUCAUUGGUGUCCUGGACAUUGCUGGCUUUGAGAUCUUUGAUUUUAACAGCCUGGAGCAGCUGUGCAUCAACUUCACCAAUGAGAAACUGCAACAGUUCUUCAACCACCACAUGUUUGUGCUGGAGCAAGAGGAAUACAAAAAGGAAGGAAUUGAAUGGACAUUCAUUGACUUUGGGAUGGACCUGGCUGCCUGCAUUGAGCUCAUUGAAAAGCCCAUGGGCAUCUUCUCCAUCCUGGAAGAGGAGUGCAUGUUCCCCAAGGCAACUGACACCUCUUUCAAGAACAAGCUCUAUGACCAGCAUCUGGGCAAGUCCAACAACUUCCAGAAGCCCAAGCCUGCCAAAGGCAAGGCUGAGGCCCACUUCUCCCUGGUGCACUAUGCUGGCACGGUGGACUACAAUAUCACUGGCUGGUUGGAGAAGAACAAGGACCCCCUGAAUGAAACUGUCAUUGGAUUGUAUCAGAAAUCAUCUGUGAAGACACUGGCUUUACUUUUUGCCUCCUAUGGUGGAGCAGAAAUGGAGGCUAGUGGUGGUGGUGCUGGUGGUGGAAAGAAGGGUGGCAAGAAAAAAGGUUCUUCUUUCCAGACUGUCUCAGCUCUUUUCCGGGAGAACUUAAACAAGCUGAUGACCAAUCUACGUAGCCCUCACCCACAUUUUGUCCGUUGCAUCAUCCCAAAUGAAACAAAAACACCUGGUGCCAUGGAGCAUGAACUGGUACUUCACCAGCUGCGGUGUAACGGCGUGCUGGAAGGCAUCCGAAUUUGCAGGAAAGGUUUCCCCAGCAGAGUUCUCUAUGCUGACUUCAAACAGAGAUACAAGGUGCUAAAU
Molecule: messenger RNA, 2240 nt
Organism: Pterocles gutturalis (yellow-throated sandgrouse)
Lineage: Eukaryota; Metazoa; Chordata; Aves; Pterocliformes; Pteroclidae
Product: myosin heavy chain, skeletal muscle, adult-like
Exons: 18
Biological process (GO): vesicle transport along actin filament; actin filament organization
Cellular component (GO): myosin complex; cytoplasm; vesicle
Molecular function (GO): microfilament motor activity; actin filament binding; ATP binding
Source: RefSeq, a predicted model, not a curated record